This is a messenger RNA of Propithecus coquereli (Coquerel's sifaka), 2721 nucleotides long. It is a transcript of the gene C8G, whose product is annotated as complement component 8, gamma polypeptide. Gene Ontology annotation, cellular component: membrane attack complex. The coding region runs from base 145 to 963 and encodes 272 amino acids. NCBI's taxonomy places the organism in Eukaryota, Metazoa, Chordata, Mammalia, Primates, Indriidae. The record is from RefSeq and is a predicted model, not a curated record. Gene Ontology annotation, biological process: complement activation. The transcript is spliced from 7 exons.
CUGAGGAAGAGGUUUCGUGAACCCAGUGAUGUUAACCAUGGGGAUAAGACCAGCUGGUGGCGGUUUAAGGGACAUAGACGUGCAAAGGGGUGCAGGGGACAUGGACAAACAGCUGGAGGUCACCUGGGACUUUGUACAUAGGACAUGAUGCCAGGGACCUGCCGGGAAGAGCAGGGCAGGCUGGGCUCGCGAGGAGGCUGGGGGGACUCUGGCCCGCAGCGGGGGCAGGGGACACGGGGAAGGAUGUGGACUUCCUGGGCUGGGCUCCUGGCUGCUCUGGACACUGGACUCCGACCCAGUGCCCGGCCGUCAGCCUCCCCCAGUCCUGUCACCGUCGCCACCACCGCUGCCGCCAUGCCGCCCUCGGGGACUGUGCUUCUCGUGGCUCUGCUCCUGGCGGCCGGCUCACUGGGUCGGGGGGCUCGGCGGCCGCCCCGGCCCCCGUCCCUCCUCAGCACCAUCCAGCCCAAGGCCGGUUUCGACGCUCAGAAGUUUGCAGGGACCUGGCUCCUCGUGGCCCUGGGCUCCGCCUGCCGCGUCCUGCAAGAGCAGAGCCACCGGGCUGAGGCCACCACACUGCAUGUGGCUCCCCAGGGCACAGCCAUGGCUGUCAGCACCUUCCGAAAGCUGGAUGGGAUCUGCUGGCAGGUGCGCCAGCUCUACAGAGACACGGGGGUCCCUGGCCGCUUCCUGCUCCAAGCCAGAGGCGCCCGAGGGGCCGUGCACGUGGUUGUCGCUGAGACAGACUACCAGGAUUUCGCCAUCCUGUACCUGGAGCGGGCAGGGCGGCUGUCGGUGAAGCUGUACGCCCGCUCCCUCCCUGUGAGCGACUCGGUCCUGAGUGGGUUUGAGCGGUGGGUCCAGGAGGCCCACCUGACUGAGGACCAGGUCGUGUUCUUCCCCAAGUACGGCUUCUGCGAGGCUGCGGACCAGUUCCACGUCCUGGACGAGGUGAGGAGGUGAGGCCAGUGCCCAAGAGAAGACCCUGCUGGAGGGGACCCCGCCGGAGGAGGCGCCUGCAGCCCCUCCUCACUGAGCCCCGGGCACCACCAAGAGGUCUCAGCCAGGGUCCAGGGCCUGCCCCACCUCAGGGUCUCCUGUCGUCUGUCCUGGGAGGCUGUCCCUGCACCCCAAGCUCAGUGGUGUGGGAGGCAUUCGUUUUAAUUAAAUGUCUUAGACUGAGCCCCUGACUCCUUCUGUCCACCUGGACCUGCCCCGGCUCCAAAAGCUUUCUCCAGACCCUCCCUGCACCUGCCCCCGGGCUCUGUUUGCUGGAGGUCACCAUACCAGCCGCUCUGGUGGCCUGGAAGGGGUGUUCCUCCCGGCACACCCACACCCCGUGCCCUGAUGGGGUCCUGGCAUCCAGCCUGUCUCCAAGGCUGUCCCUCCCUGGCCACUGUCCUGCAAACCCCAGGCUGCCUCCCAGAGGGGCCGGCUCCACCCACUGCUGUCCUGUCAGCCUCCUCCUAGCCACGCCGCUGCGAGCUGGCCCACCAGGGUCGGGUUGGCGCUGCCCAUCCAGGCCCUGCAGGCAUCACCUUCAAGUUCUGUCCACCUUCACUGUCCCCUUGGGAACCUUUUGGGAGAACUUGGGGGAGGGUCUGCUCUGUCCUGAGGGCAAACUGCAGCCCUGGGCUGGGGCUGGGCGCCCGGGGAGCUGGGUGUCAGCUCAGCCCAGCCGGGCCUGGAACUGGCCUCGGAGUUGCUCAUGUCUCAGGCCCUGCCUGGCAUCCAUCCCAUAAGCAUUUCUGAAGUGCCCACGGUGUACCAGGUCCUGGGGCCACAGGGAGGGCAGGUCCCUACCCUGGAGCUCAAAGUCCAGCAUGCAGCCACCAGUGGACCAGGUGGGGUGGAGGCGUCUCAGGCCAUGGGAGGACGCAGGACACCCAGGCUGCAGCUGCAGAGCAGGAAGGACCACUGUCCCCUCCCUGGAGGUCCUGGCCCAGCCCUGCCCACCUUGCCGCUGGCCCAGUCCAGACAAGGACAGAGGGCACGCAGCUUGGGCGGGUGGUUGCUGGGAAGAGCCAGCAGCUGCCUGGAGGGGCACCGCGUCCUGUGGGGGAGCUCACCCUGCUGUGCCCACGCAGUGUUGCUCCGCAGCUGGGGUCCCGGGAGGGAGGGCAGGCAGACAGGGCUGGGGGAGGGGUGGGGCCCGGCUGCCAACACCUGGGCAGGAGAAGGCCCAGGAGGUCAUGCCCUCCUGAGGCUCCGGGUCCCGGAGACCACAAAACAGCAACGGGGCUCCCGCGUCACGUGGGCUUCCAGACUCAGAGCUGGCAACUCCUAAAGACCUUCAGCCACGUGGCCAGAGCCCGGGGAGAGCCCCACGCCCUCCAGAGAGUGAGGGUCUUGCCCUGAGACAGCUGGCUAGGUCGGUGGGCCCCUCCCUUUUCUCAGGGAAGGAGCGAGCCGUCCUCCCUCAGGGAGGGCCGAGUGUCCGCGGGGUGGCGCCAGAGACCCUCCCAAACAACCGUGGGUGCCGCGGUUGGUGUUGGCGUGUCCCGGGCCCAACCAUCCACAUCCUGGUCUGGACGGGCCGCGUGAGCCCUGCAGCCCCGUGGCUCUUCACGCCCACCCAAGGGCACCGAGAGCUGAAACGGCAGCGCAUUUUAUUUUCAAACAAUUACUUAAUAAGCUUUACUAAAAUUUUCAAAAAUUAGAUAAAGUUAUGAUAACUUCAUGUGAAUCAUUUUCAUUUGAAAGUAUUUUCUGGGUGGGUGU